Effrenium voratum is the source of this 342-nucleotide messenger RNA. The record is from the annotation of a GenBank genome assembly. Lineage: Eukaryota; Dinophyceae; Suessiales; Symbiodiniaceae.
AUGUCGGCACGAUAUCGAGUGCAGAGCUUGAUGGAAGGCCCUGAUGUUCCUUCCGUGCAGGGCCGCAAGGAGGAGGUGACCAUCAGGGCUGAGCUCGUGAACAUCCCGGGCCCGCUCUGCCAGUUUCUGCUGGAGCCCACAGGCAUAUUGGAAGCCCAAGCCUAUGCCAAAGGCAUGGGGGGCGCUGCGGUGCCGAAGGACAAGGCCGCGGUGAUGCUCCGAUGGAGCGCCCACGGCGCGGCGUCCUUCUGGCUGAGCUGCACCGGCUCCAAGCAAGGUCGCAUUGCAUGGUGGAUGUGCCGGAACCCUCCAAAGAAUGUGGCAGGGCGAUCUUUCGGGUAA